Elephantulus edwardii (Cape elephant shrew) is the source of this 1824-nucleotide messenger RNA. Its product is annotated as zinc finger protein 18-like. Gene Ontology annotation, biological process: regulation of transcription by RNA polymerase II. Gene Ontology annotation, molecular function: DNA-binding transcription factor activity, RNA polymerase II-specific; RNA polymerase II cis-regulatory region sequence-specific DNA binding. The transcript is spliced from 6 exons. NCBI's taxonomy places the organism in Eukaryota, Metazoa, Chordata, Mammalia, Macroscelidea, Macroscelididae. The record is from RefSeq and is a predicted model, not a curated record. Bases 1 to 1824 code for a protein of 607 amino acids.
AUGCCUUCGGAACUGGGACAGACUCUGGACCAGGUUCCACCACGGGCAAAAGCAGAGGACUGCACAUUUUCUGGACCAGAUGCUGCCCCUGAAAGGGAACUCUCCAGCCCUGAAGCUGCCCGGCAGCUUUUCCGACACUUUCAAUACCAGGUGCUGUCUGGGCCCCAAGAGACCCUGAGGCAACUUCGGAAGCUCUGUUUCCAGUGGCUGCAGCCGGAGAUUCACAGCAAAGAGCAGAUCCUGGAGCUCCUCAUGUUGGAGCAGUUCCUGACCAUCCUGCCGGGGGAGAUCCAGACGUGGGUGCGUGCACAGCGUCCCAAGAGUGGAGAGGAGGCUGUGACUCUAGUGGAGAGUUUGAAGGGUGAACCCCAGAAACUGUGGCAGUGGAUCAGCAGCCAGGUUCUGGGACAGGAAAGAUCACCUGAGAACCUGGAAUCUGCAAGGUGCCAAGUGUUGGAGGCAAAGUCCCCUCUUAAAGUGGUGCCUCAGGAGCUGGGACUUCAGAAUUCAGCCUCAAAGCAUGAGAAACAACUGAGCCAUGUCAUCAAAGAGGAACCUGACACUGAGCUGGAAUUAGUAAUGGCUGCUCCCCAGCUUCUUGCCCGACCUGAGGAAAGGCUCAUCAGCGACCAGGACUCUGGAGGCUCACUUCUUCAAGUGUCAUCUCAAGAACAGUGGAGACACCUAGAUUGUACUCAGAAGGAACACUACUGGAACCUCAUGCUGGAAGCCUAUGGGAAAAUGGUUUCAGGAGGCACUUCCAGUCCCACACCUGAUCCAGGUAAUUCAGCAGAGAAAAGGAAAGAGCUGGCCAAAUUUCCCCUUCAUGCCAGCAAGAAGAUCUCCACACCCAACUGCAAAGGAGACAGACCAGAGAAUGGCAAAAAGAACCUAAACAUGGAAACCUGUUGGAACCAGGAGCCUCCAGAUGCCCCUUGUCACAUUUCAGGAGAGGCCCCUCCUCAAGGUUCUUUGAGUGGCUUCUUUGGUGAGAAUGAACAAAGAUGCUUUGGAGGAGAUUAUCUCCCUAAGGCAACAGGACACCUUCAAGGAGAAGAGAGAGGGGAGCAGCACUCUCCUCAGGAAAAAGUUUCUGGAAAACAGCUAGACCAGCAUUUGCCUGAUUCUCACACAAAUGACCUGUCUGUACUGUGGCUUGAGCAGAAGCAAGAGGUCCCCCUGAAGGACCAGCUGAGACCUCCAAGGACCCAGAAGAUCCCCACAUCCAGAGAGUGUGGGAAAACCUUCUCUAGAAAUUCUCAGCUUCUGUUUCACCAGAGAACUCAUACUGGAAAGAUGUAUUUUCAGUGCCCCACAUGUAAGAAAUCCUUUCUGUGGAGGUCAGACUUUGUUAAGCAUCAGAGAAUCCACACAGGUGAGAAGCCGUGCAAAUGUGAUCACUGUGGGAAAGGCUUCAGGGACUUUUCUGGAUUACACCACCACGAGAAAAUACACAGAGGCGAGAAACCCUAUAAAUGUCCCAUUUGUGAAAAGAGUUUCCUUCACAGGUCUGAUUUUAAUAGACACCAGCGGGUGCACACGAGAGAGAAACCCUAUAAGUGUUCUCUGUGUGAGAAAAGUUUUGUUGACCGUUCAAACUUUUUUAGACACCAGCGGGUCCACACAGGUGAUAAACCCUAUAAAUGUCCUCUCUGUGAAAAGAGUUUCAUUCAGAAGUCUGACUUUAAUAUACACCAGAGGGUCCACACAGGAGAGAAACCCUACAAAUGUCCUCUCUGUGAAAAGAGUUUCAUUCGUAAGGCCACUUUAAAUAGACACCAACGGAUCCACUUAGGAGAAGAACCUUACAAAUGUCCUCUCUGA